UGGAGAGAGCUCCAUUGAAAAAAAAUUGUUUCGUUUCGUUCUCAUAUUGGGCAGUAAAUCCUCCAGCAAAAUUUGUAAUUUUUAACCAGAAAUAGAUAAAAUUUAAAACUUAUGAAACUGCAAAAUGAAUAUUCUAACUACGUGAUAUUGAAAUUUUAUUUAAAUUGUGCGAAUUUGUUGUGAAAUAGUGGUUUUCCGGCAAUAUACAAUUUCUCAAAAAAUCAAUGACAGCAAAAAACAGCGGAGCACCACCAUCAUCAGCACCAUCAGGAGGAGCAAAAGAAUAGCGAGAGGAAACUGAAAUUGUUGCGAGUGUAAUAGGAGGAUGAAGAAGAAGCAACCAUAGGCAAGUAGUUAAACAGCAAUCAGCGAAAUCAGACAGUGUACCAGUCCGCUGGCCGCAACCAGCACCGACUACAAAAACGUUCUUUCAAUUUGCGUUUGUGUGUUUUGGAAGCAAUGCUCCAAUGAAUGAUGAGUUGUAGUUAAAGAUGAAGAGUAACACAAAGAAUAUCCGAAAAGAGAUAAAUACAAUAAUAAUGAAAAGUUUAAAAUAGAAGAAAAUGAACCAAAAUUUGGAAUGGUGCUGUUGACGUUGUUUUAUUAAUGCUGCUGAAGCCGACGUCGACUUCGACGACGAUUGUGACGGCUACGUUGGGUAGCACAUAAGGCAUGAGACGAUGCAUUGUAAACGGAAAUAUCUUCGACAAGUAAUAAUUGCACAAUGCAAAUUAAUAAAUUAUUAGCUCAGAGAAACAAUAUAAUAAGCACAAAGUUGGAAAGUGUAAUGAGAAAUGUCACAUUUAAUUAAUUUAUUAAACAUUAAAAUAAAUUGAGAAAAAAGAUAUUGUGGGGAGAAUUUAGGGGCGUUAGAACUUUAAAUCUGAUUAAACAACAUAAUUUCCCACCAUGUGUGAAUUGUAAUAAUCUGGUAUAUUGUGAUUUUCUUUUAUUAUUGCAUGAGUCAACUUUGUUGGUUCGCAUUCGGUGUUAGGUGACAAAUAAAAAUAUUAAUUAAAAAGUGGUUGCAAGUGAGCACAUACAUAUGUUUUGAAGUAAAAUACCAACGAAAAAUCCGAAGUUAGUUAUGGCGGUAAAAAAGAAAACAUUUGCUGAACGUAAAAACCGUGAAAAGGUCGACAGAAAAAUCGAUUAACACACCUGUAAACAUUGCCAACAAAGAACUUUUACCUUAAAAGAGGAAACUAACAUAACCUUUAUUGCGUACCAUAAAUAUAAACAAAUAUGGACGGACAAAGGGCGCGGGAUAUUUUAACACUGCUUCAGGAGCGUGUUGUAUGCCUCACUGGUGGUCGUGAUAGACGAGGUGGUCCCUUGUUAUGCUUUCCAGCAACACCAAAACGAGAUCGACUUAAACCGGAGGACUUACGUCGUUUGCUUAGCUAUUUAAUUAUGAUACCAAGUGAUUCAGCGAAGAAUCUCGGCUUCACGGUCAUCAUUGAUAUGCGGGGCAAUGGCAAUUGCUCCACCAACCUAAAGACAAUACUCAAAGUACUGCAGGAGCACUUCAGCGCUAACAUACACAACGUGGUGCUAAUUAAACCGGAUAAUUUUUGGCAGAAGCAACGUGCUUCGAUAUCGACAAAUAAAUACAAAUUUGAAACAUCGAAUAUAUCGAUCGAGGCCCUACACAAAAUAGCCGAGGCGCAUCAAUUGACUUCUGAUUUUGACGGCACGCAGGCGUACGAUCACCAACAGUGGACCGAAUCGCGUUUGGCAAUCGAAGAUUUCUUUUGGCAAGCGAGCGAUAUGGCCGAUCGCAUCGACGAUCUGCAGGAAGACUUGCAGCGCAAUGAUUUCGCCGAAGAUGUUAACGGCGCGAAGCAUUCACUCGAUCAUCACAACGAAAUGAAGAAGAAAAUACAAAAUCUGCCGAUAGAAGAUUUGGAAUUGCAGAGCAAGAAAUUGCUAGCUAAGAUCAAUAAGAAUGCCGGUAGCGCUGGUGUGCCUGGCAGACAGCCCUGUGUUGGCUCCGGCGCCGACUGUGGUGGCAGUGAUUCCGGCACUUCAACGCAGACGCAAAACUCUUCGCCAGCUUUUCGCGCUGCGACCAAUAAUCCCGACAUGGCCGCGGCCAUCAAUAAAGCGCUGCGUCAAGUUGACCUCAUACGUAAUGGUCAACAACGUUUGCUCACCUUAUGGCAACACAAGAAGUCCAAGUUAGACCAGUGUUUUCAAUGGCGUCUCUUCGAGCAGGAUUGCGAGAAAAUGUUCGACUGGAUAUUGCACAAUCGUGAUGUCUUUCAGAUGUCUUAUGUCGAAAUCGGGCAUAAUUAUUCUGUGGCGAAAUCACUGCAGGACGAGCAUCAGAAAUUCGCAGUCGCCUCCAUGAAUGUGUCAGUCAAUAUUGAUCGCAUACUUGCCGUUGCCUCACGCCUCAUUGAGAGUCAACAUUACGCUGCGCAACACAUUAAAACACUAGCCACGCGCCUCGAUCGCACUUGGAAAGACUUCGCUGCUGGUCUGGAUGAACGCACGGCGGUGCUGCAAUUGAGCGUACUCUUCCACCACAAAGCGGAACAGUAUUGCAAUAGCGUGGCCUCUUGGGCAGCCGCCUGUCAGGCCUCGCAGCCGCUACCAUCGGAUAUACAGAGCCUGGAAACAGCAAUACGUACGCAUCAGUCACUGUACGAAGCCAUGUGUCAGGCUUACACCGAGGUGCACUCGACCAGCAAGAAACUACUUUACCAAUUGGAUCAUCUGGUGCAGGUGUGCAAUCAACCGCCGCCACCUGGUGUACCCGAUCACCGCAAGAAUAGUAGCUUUAAUAAAUACGAGCGCCAGAACCCGGCAGCUGACUACAGUGAGGGUGCUUCACAUGUGCUCGCUGUUAUUCACCAAAUAUUGGGACAUCACCGCUCACUGGAGGCGAAAUGGCAUCAAGAGAAGAUCAGAUUGCAUCAAACUUUAGCGUUGCGCCUCUUCCAGGAGGAUGUGAAACAAGUUUUGGAUUGGCUGAAGAAUCAUGGUGAGGUAUUUUUGCGCAAGAAUACCGGUAUUGGACGCAACCUGCAGAAGGCACGCGUCUAUCAAAAGUCACAUGAGCAUUUUGAGAAUGUGGCACAGAACACUUAUAGCAAUGCGGAGAAACUGCUCUCGGCAGCAGACGAACUGGCACGCAGUGGCGAGGCAGAUCCCAAUGAGAUAUACUCAGUUGCGCGUGAGCUAGAGUUGCAGGUUGCCAGUUUUGCCGAGCGCGUUGAGCAAAGGCGCCGCCGCUUGGAAAUGGCUGUUAUAUUUUACACACACGAGAAAGAAGUCACUGCUUGGAUUGAUCAAUUGCGCACCGACGUGUCCACCGAUCAAACUAUGCUCUCUCAGGAGAAUCUCGAAGGUAUCGAGCGACAUCUGCAACAAUUCCGUGAGCAGCAGGAGAGUACCCUCAAGGGUUGCAUGCAGACCAUUGCACAAGGCGAGGCGUUGUUACAGGAAAUGCGCUCACUCGAAUACGAUGAGAAUAGCUUGUCCAUAUCGGGACUCGAAACGACUUUAGAGAAAUUAACCAAACAAAAAGUGGAAUUGGAAGAACUUUGGUCAGCGCGUCAAUAUCGCGCUGAUCUUAUACUUCGUUUACGCUAUUUCGAACGUGACGCAAUGGAGCUCUCAUCUCAGUUAGAAAUUUGGUCGGAGGAGUUGCAGCAUGCCGACUUGUCACGUGACUACCAAAAGGCCGAACAAUUGAUACGAAUGCACAACGACUCCGUAACUGACAUUCAGAACACCACCUACGAGGUGCUACAACAGGGACAGGACCUACUGCAAAUGUUCGAAACGGCUGGCAUCAUUUCGAUGGCGGAUGCCACGCACACAGCGCAGGCGCGCAUACAGUACCUCUUGGACUUUUUGGGCGAGCGUGAAAUUGAUCUUGAGGAACUGUCUGAAGCGAAGCGCGCGAAAUUGGAGCAAGCCGUGCAGCUGUGCCAGUUUCAAAAUGAUGCCAAUCAAGUAAUAUCAUGGAUACGCAACGGUGAAGCCAUGCUGGUGGCCAGUUUUGUAACGCCCAAUAGUUUGCAGGAGGCCGAACAGCUACGCAAGGAACACGAACAAUUCCAGGUUGCCAUUGAGAAAACACACACCUCCGCCGUACAGGUGAAAUAUCGCGCCGACGCGCUCAUCAAUGCCAACCAUUACGAUCCACAAUCGAUACGUGAAAUCUCAGAUGAUGUCACAAAGAAGUGGCAACAACUGGUCACCUACGCCGAAGAACGCCACAAACUGGUGACCGCCUCAAUGAAUUUCUACAAAACCGCGGAGCAAGUGUGCUCCGUACUCGACAGCCUAGAGCGUGAGUAUCGCCGCGAGGACGAUUGGUGCGGCGGCGGCGGCUCUAGUGAUAAAGCUCAAACUAUUGUGCAGCUAAUUUCGAAGCAUCAGGAACAGAAGGAGGCAUUCCUCAAAGCGUGUACACUGGCACGACGCACCGCCGAAACAUUCCUUAAAUAUGCAAACCGUUCGCAACAGUACUACAAGUAUCAGUCGCAGGGCAACUGCGAGACGCACGUACGCACCAUCCUUGAUAAGCUGUUGACGCAGGAAAAUCAGGUGCUCGAAUUUUGGACACAACGCAAGAAAUCGCUGGACCAGUGCCAGCAAUUUGUGCUGUUCGAACGUAGCGCUAAGCAAGCCAUCGAAUGGAUACACAACACCGGCGAGGCCUACCUCUCCUCACGUACCAAUCUGGUGGGUAAGACACGCGAAGAGACCGAAGGUCUGCUCAAAGAGCACAACGAAUUUCGCGGCACGGCAAAGGAAACUCGUGAGCGCGUUAAGCUGCUCAUUCAACUGGCCGAUAGUUUGGUGGAGAAAGGACAUGCACACGCCAGCGCUAUCAAGCAGUGGGUUGCGUCUGUCGAUCAAAGAUAUAAGGACUUCAGCAAUCGCAUGGACACUUAUAGAGAGCAGUUGGAGAAGUCUUUGGGCAUGUCAAUGGUAGUGCCGCUGGAGUCGGACGCAAAUUCUUCGAUUAGUUCUGCUUCUGGCUCCACCACCGAUCGCCACUCAGAUCCUUCGCUGGAGGCCAAACUCACUACAUCCUCCACGGCUGCAUCGAAGGAGAUUAACGAAGAGAAACGUAAAUCCGCACGCAGAAAAGAGUUCAUUAUGGCCGAGUUAAUGCAGACUGAACGUACCUAUGUAAAAGACUUGGAGACUUGCAUCAAAUGCUUCCUUGAAGAAUUUCGCACUGGACAGAGUGUACCAGCUGCUUUGGCCGGCAAGGAGGACACACUCUUCGGCAAUAUACGUGAAAUUUAUAAUUUCCAUCAGAAGAUAUUUUUACGCGAAUUGGAAAAAUACGAGACCAUGCCCGAAGAUGUUGGGCAUUGUUUCGUCACAUGGGCCACAAAGUUCGAUAUGUAUGUGUAUUAUUGUAAAAAUAAACCGAUCUCGAAUAAUCUGAUGGUACAACAUUCGGGCACAUAUUUCGAUGAGUUGCAACAUCGACACAAGGUCGAACAUCCCCUACCAGCUUUUCUCAUCAAGCCCGUACAACGCAUUACAAAAUACCAAUUAUUACUCAAGGAUCUACUCUCCUGCUGUGAGGAGAGUCAUGGUGAAAUCAAAGAAGGUUUAGAGGUUAUGUUGAAUGUGCCGAAGAAGGCGAACGACGCAAUGCAUUUGUCAUUGUUGGAGAACUGUGAUGUGCCCAUAGAUAAUUUGGGUGAGGUGGUGUUGCAGGAUGCAUUCCAAGCUUGGGAUACAAAGCAAUUGAUACGUAAAGGUCGUGAACGGCGUGUAUUCUUAUUCGAAUUGUAUUUACUCUUUGCCAAAGAGGUGAAGGAUUCAAACGGUUCCGUUAAAUAUCAAUUCAAAAGUAAACUCAUGACAACCGAUAUGGGCAUCACCGAACACAUCGAGGGUGAUGAAACCAAGUUCGCUGUGUGGACAGGCCGUUCGCCAAUGCUCUCCGAUUGCCGUAUUGUGCUGAAGGCAAAUAGCUUGGAGACCAAACAAGUGUGGGUGAAGAAAAUGCGGGAAGUCAUGCAAGAAACCUGCUUUUCGGGCACCUCGCUGACCUUACCGAAAUCGCCGGCUAAGAAUUCCGGCUCAUCGCAACGUUCAUCGCGUGAUUUAGACGAACCACUGACGGAGAAUGAUCAUGAUCGCUGCUCAUUAGCCAGCUUUGGUUCCGGCAAUACCACAGAUAGUGACAAUAAGAUUGGCAGCCACGAGGGUACUUGGGUGGUCGCCGAUUACAUAGCAACACCCGGCUCCAACGAGUUGAGUGUGUCCAAAGGGCAACAGGUUGAGGUGGUGGAAGCACCCUCAGCCGCCGAGCCAGAUUUUUGUUUAGUGCGCCUAAAUCCACAAAGUGACGAUGCAGCCGUACAGGAAGGACUGGUGCCCGUUUCAAUACUUAAACCAUCGCCAAGCGCACAGAAGAACAGUUCAGCGCGGAAGGAAACAAACGAUGUCAUGCAGGAACAAAGUAAUAAUCGCGGCAAACCGGACCCUUUGACUUCAUCGACCAAACGACGCGGGUUUAGCGGGCCAAAAUGGUUUCCUCUACGCAAACACUCACAGAACAAGAACGAGAAGUCACCAGUAGAAAAAACACUAACAAAGAAAUCAUCAGAGAAGAGCUUAAGGUUGACACAAAAACAAAGCGAACAGGAUGAAAAGAACCUUUCGAGUUCAGCCACAGCAAGCAGUCGAAGCCAUUAUGGCACGUCGGCGGCGACAUCACAGGCCAAUGCCGCACAAGUAGCCGAGUACGAGGCUGAGGAAGAAGCUGGCCUCGAGCUGCCGCCGCCCAUGAAACCGCUGCAGGAGCCGCACUUAAUGGCCAACGGCCCGCCUGUGUUUGCCAAAGAUCUCAAAGAGAACUCCAAAAACUUGGCAAGCGCUGGAAAAAUGGAAGGUAAUCCCGCCGUAGAUUUGUCAGAAAUUGAGCAAAUUGUCAAAGAAAAAACGGAACAACACGAGGAGAAAUCGAAAAUAUUAAAACCAAACGUAAACAACUGCGGCAAUAGCAUCAAUGCUGAUGUGUGCGCUAGCAACGGUUGCAACACAGUUGGUGAGAAAACAGAUGCUACAGACAGUUACGAUAACAGUAACACGUACAACCAUGAGGAGCGCAACACCGAGAACAGUGAUAUUGAGAGUGCGCUUCGAUUGCGUCAAUAUGCAAUCGAUGAGCUAAUAACUACCGAAAAGUCAUAUAUUGAGGACUUGAAGAGUAUAGUUGAUGAUUACCUAGCCGAGGUGCUGGAUCCCAAAAGUGAUAUACCCAAACCCGACGAUUUGAAGGGAGGCAAAGAGCGCAUGGUUUUUGGCAAUAUUGAAGCUAUCUAUGAGUGGCAUAAGAAAUCCUUUUUAGAAGCGUUAGUGCGCUGCCGCAAUUCCCCCGCCGAUCUGGGCCCCCUAAUCAAACGUUAUCUACACAAAUUCGAUAUGUAUAAUAAAUAUUUUCAAAACAAACCGGUAUCGGAUCACAUUGUGACCACGCACUUGCUAUAUUUUGACAAAAUCAGACAGAAUCUAGGUAGCCGCUUGGAUCUCAACGAUUUGCUCAUAAAACCAGUGCAGCGAUUGCCGAAAUAUGUGCUGUUAUUUAAAGAGAUUGCCAAAUAUGCCCGAGCUGCUGGGCGCGAUGCCGAAGUGGUUGGCGUCGAAGAAGCUAUGCGGGUUAUGGGUAUGAUUUGUAAGGCUGCUAAUGAAGCGAUGGAAUUACGUCGUUUACAAAAAUUCGAGGGUAAAAUUACUGCGCAAGGAAAACUUCUAUUGCAUGACAAACUCUACUGCAUUGAUGAUGAAAAGGCUGAUCGCAAUGCUUAUAUGUUGCAGAAACCGCGUGAACUUUAUGUUUUCCUUUUUGAGCAGAGCAUAAUUUUCGCAGAUAUCGAUGGCAAAAAACUACAAUAUAGUAGUCCAACAUACACCUAUCGCUCGCAUAUACAGGUCAACAAAAUGCAGUUAGAAGAAUUAGAAAACAAUCGGUUUCAGCUCAAAUCUACCGAUCCAAAUAAACCGGGCUUGAAAAUAAUUUGCUACGCGUCCAGCGUGGAGUUGACCAACGAGUGGCUGCGCAUCAUACGCAAUAUAUUGCAGUCGCAACAUGAUUUCCUGCGGGCUAUAACCAGUCCAAUCGAAUAUCAACAACAGCAGCAACAACAAAAUUAAAAUUCGACAAACAAAACAAACUAAAAAAAACCAACAAAAACAAAAAUCACAACAAAACAGCAAUCAUGUACAAUUAUUUGCAAAAAUGAAUUCAUGGAAAUUUCAACAAAGAUAUAAAAUAUUUCUAGUGCACUAUAUGAAAUCUGCAUAGAAAUAUGUGCAUAAACAUGACAAAAGCGAAAUUUUAAAUCAGUAAAAGAGUAAAAGUGCGUACUGAGAGGAAAUGUAAAGUUAAAAGUGGUUACAAAGAAAAGCGCCAAGCGGAUUUAUUGAAGUACUAAGACACAUACACACGCUUUUAUAUUCUAACAAUUAUUAUUAUUUUGUAUGGUAAAUGUCUUCAUGUUGUACCCCAUUUGUAUUAGUUGAGAGAAAGACUAUAUAAAAAACGCUCGCCAAUUUCAAAUUAGAUUUUAGUGCUGCGAGUGCAUUUUAUGUAUGUCUAUAUAUGAUUUUUGCAAUAAGUAUUAGUCGUUAGUCUGGCUGUAUUUAUGUAUUUACAUAAGUCGGGCAUGCAGCAAAAUGCGUUUGUUAUUGUGCAAGUCUGUACAUAUUUACAACAAAAUAUGUAUAUGUGUUACCCAUUGUAACGACCGAAAUUUGGUUGUCAAAGAUAUAAGCUAUUUUAAAAAAUUUUAAUUUUUCAACAAAUUCGCCUAGUUCUGGUGUGGAAUUUUCCAAAAUGUGAAAGCGCAUGCUAAAUGCGUUAGAUAUUAUAUGUAAUUUAAUUUAAAAAUAAUUUUAAUUAUUUUUUCUAUAGCGAAGAAAACUAUGUCUAAAUAUAUUUUAUGAAUAAGCACUUGGAUAAGUACGGAGCAGAGUUAUAAGUGUAAUGAAUUAUAAUUAAAUGGAAAGUUGAAACAGCUUGCAUACUUAAGCUGCGUACUGUAUAAUUUUAGUGAUCCUAACGAGUGAUUUAUGCUGUUAAGAGAUAUGUAUUUAAUUUAAUUUAACUCAUUUUCUUUUAUAAAUUUACAAAUAUCUUUAAUUAAGUAAAAAAAAUACAAAAUGUUAAAAUGACAAUUUUAUGUUUCAUUUCAAUGAUUUUGUUACACUAGCACGCAUUGGUCGCACGAUCAUACUUAAUAACAGCCUGAACAGGGUUUGUAACACCCAAAACGAAACAACGUAGACUAUAAUAUAUAGUAUAUAUUAUAUAUAUGUAUGUAUAUAUAUAAAAUCAGUGUGACGGGCUGUGUCGAUUUAGACAUCUCCAUGCGUUUGUCUGUUGUCUGUUUAUACUCAAAAUAGGCUUUUAGUUUUUGAGAUAUCGUCUGACAUUUUUCGAUCUUCUUUUCCCUCCAAUUAGCUGCUCAUUUGUCAGAACUACCAAUAUCUGACAACUAUAGCAUAUAGCUGUCAUAUAAACUUGAUAAGGUAUCUCCACGAAAUUUGGCAGGGAUGUUAUUCAAGGUAACAGUAUAAUAACCGAAAAUAUUUUCCUAAUCUAUAGCUGUCAAACAAACUAACAAUUAAUAGUAAGUUCUUUUUCUUAUAAUUUUUAUUUGUGAAGUGUAAUAAAAGCUUUGGUGUAAACAACGUUGGCGUUUUUUCUUGUUUUGAAAGUAGACGAAGAAUCUUUAGAAAUCCAACCUCCUUCAUUAUUUGACGCACAAGCUUUGGUUAGCUGAAAUAACUCCAAAAUCACAUAAUUAUGUGCAAAUUAAAUAUACAAAAUAUUUGAAUUUAAUUAAAUGAUAAAACCAUAAAAUACUAACUGACAAUUACAAUAGUCCAUGAUUCAUAAAAUAAUAUGGAAUAGUGAAGUAUGUGUGGAAGUGCACAUGUAUGUAUGUAAAUCUAGAUAAAAUAUACUUUAAGUCAAGCAUCUCUAAAUGUCAUAAGUGUGAUUAAAGUUUAGAAAUAUUAAAAUUAGUAACGGUUAGGGCACAAUGUACAGCAUAGCAUUUAAGCAAAAGGUUAAACAUCAAAUGUAAUAUCAAAAGAUAGGUAAGUGAUUAAGAAAGUAAUGGCGGUUAAUUGCAAACAAAUUGAUUUUCAUGAACGUUUUUUUUCCUUUGUAGGCUAAAAUAGAAAUCGGUAAGGGUUUAAGCUUGAUUUUGUGUUAGAAUUUAAAGAUUUUUGAAAAAGUUUGUGUAUGUAAGCGGUUCAAACACUUGAGGGAAUUUGUUUAUGUUGAAGUUAAAGCCAAAGUUAGGAUUUAUUAUGUUCAAAAAUUUUGAUGAAAAAUUAGACAUCUUGGAUUAAAAAUAUAUAUAUUUUUUCAAUUUAAUUAAUAAUUUAUUUUUAAUUUUCUGGAUUACAAUACAAAAACUAGUCAAAAUGUUACUUCAAUUGUCUUUUAAUACAUAAUUUGCAACAAUGGUUAAAUUGAAUCUAAUUUGAAAAAAAUAAAAUAAAGAAAAAAUUAGUUGCUGUGUGUAUAGUAACGGGGCAUCUCGACAGGAUAAAAUCUAUGUCUUGCGAACUGUCAAAUCUAUUGCUAUUGCCAUUGCCAAAUCUGUAUGUGGGCAUUUGUUAUC
Molecule: messenger RNA, 10625 nt
Organism: Bactrocera neohumeralis
Lineage: Eukaryota; Metazoa; Arthropoda; Insecta; Diptera; Tephritidae
Gene: trio
Product: triple functional domain protein
Exons: 20
Coding region: 1246-8142 (2298 amino acids)
Biological process (GO): axon guidance
Cellular component (GO): cytoplasm
Molecular function (GO): protein binding; guanyl-nucleotide exchange factor activity
Source: RefSeq, a predicted model, not a curated record